Molecule: messenger RNA, 1252 nt
Organism: Diospyros lotus (date-plum)
Lineage: Eukaryota; Viridiplantae; Streptophyta; Magnoliopsida; Ericales; Ebenaceae
Product: prohibitin-1, mitochondrial
Exons: 6
Coding region: 109-969 (286 amino acids)
Biological process (GO): mitochondrion organization
Cellular component (GO): membrane; mitochondrion
Source: RefSeq, a predicted model, not a curated record
ACCCUAACCCCACGGAACGUUAUAAGCCCUAAACCCUCUCACUUUUGCCCCUCUCCUUCCAGUUUCCAAUUCCAUCGUCCCCGUCUCGGCUUCGACAAGAUUAGGAUAAUGAAUUUUAAGAAUGUUAAAGUUCCAAAGGUGCCUGGAGGUGGUGCAUCUUCUGCUGCUAUUAAGUUGGGAGUUAUUGCUGGACUUGGCUUGUAUGGAGUUGCUAACAGCCUCUACAAUGUCGAUGGUGGGCACCGUGCUAUUGUCUUCAACCGUAUAGUUGGUGUGAAGGAUAAGGUUUAUCCCGAGGGGACACACCUGAUGAUUCCAUGGUUUGAAAGACCAAUAAUUUAUGAUGUUCGUGCCCGUCCCCAUUUGGUGGAGAGUACUUCUGGGAGUCGUGACCUCCAGAUGGUCAAGAUUGGUCUUCGAGUACUUACCCGUCCUGUACCAGACCAGCUACCUACAGUUUAUCGUACACUUGGUGAGAACUUUAAUGAAAGGGUCUUGCCUUCAAUCAUUCAUGAAACUUUAAAAGCAGUGGUUGCUCAGUACAAUGCUAGCCAGCUUAUUACUCAAAGAGAGGCUGUUAGUAGGGAAAUACGGAAGAUAUUAACAGAGAGGGCAGCUUAUUUCAACAUAGCACUGGAUGAUGUCUCCAUUACAAGCUUAACAUUCGGGAAGGAGUUUACGGCUGCAAUAGAAGCCAAACAGGUAGCUGCACAAGAAGCUGAGAGGGCCAAAUUUGUUGUUGAAAAGGCUGAACAAGACAAGCGAAGCGCAAUUAUCCGCGCACAGGGAGAGGCCAAGAGUGCCCAGCUGAUAGGCCAAGCCAUUGCCAAUAAUCCAGCAUUUAUCACACUACGAAAGAUCGAAGCUGCCAGAGAAAUUGCACAUACAAUUUCAAACUCUGCCAACAAGGUUUUCUUGAGUUCAGAUGAUCUGUUGCUGAACCUUCAGGAGAUGAACUUGGCAGGUUAAAAAUUCCUUUUGAACCCUCCUAACUGCUGUUUUGGAUGGUAAAAUUGUGAAAUGAGGGAAUUUUUCUUUGGAACUUUUUAAACUGUUAGAUCAACAUGCAGAAUGCAAGUCAGUGUUCCAUGAUCAUAGAAGCAGGUUUUUCUUGAGGGCCUUUAUCAUUUGGUUACAUGGCUUACUCUUUGUUAGUUUGUUUUCUUCAUGAUGUGCUAAUUGAGGAUGUGAACUGGGGAACAUGCUUAAAAUAGUUGAGCAACAUGACCGUUCUUGAUAUCUUGCUCCUGCA